Akanthomyces muscarius is the source of this 834-nucleotide messenger RNA. RefSeq lists its product as uncharacterized. The record is from RefSeq and is a predicted model, not a curated record. Gene Ontology annotation, molecular function: metallopeptidase activity. NCBI's taxonomy places the organism in Eukaryota, Fungi, Ascomycota, Sordariomycetes, Hypocreales, Cordycipitaceae. The coding region runs from base 1 to 834 and encodes 277 amino acids. The transcript has 4 exons.
AUGGUGAAUCUACUCUCUCCCGUCUUUGGUCUUAUGAUCUCGGCUUCCUUAGCUAGCCCUUUGGAUACGAUGAGCCAGCCUGAGCAUAAUUGUGGUAUCCAGACCAUCAGCACAGAGGAGCCCGGACUGUUUAAGCGGCAGAGGUCUCAGCCCGACAACGGAGAAGUCAUCAAUUUGGGAUGUGUUGUGCAUUUAUGCUGUGGCCAGGGCGGAGAAUGUCCCUCGGACGAUGUUGCUCAGAAGGCUGUUGACUUUAUGAACUCUGUCCUCGACGGGGCCAAAAUCAAGUUUAACCUUGGCAACGUUUCACGAAUCGAUAAUGUUCGCUGCAAUGCUGGCUUGACCGAUAACCAGGCUAUGGAUAGCUUGAAGGCUGAAGUCCAUCAGGGCAAUACGAGCACUCUCAACCUUGUUUACGUGCCGACAAAUCAGGGCCCAGGCGUUAAGGGCGUAUGCGUUCUACCGCAACCUGGCGACGACAUUGCCUCAAAUAUUGGCAGCAAGGACGGAUGCGUUGUCGCUGCGGACACUCUUACUGACAACAGCGGAGCUUCGAUAACGACUACGCAUGAGAUGGGCCACUGGCUCAGCCUUCCCCAUGUGAACGGAGGAGGCCAAUCGCGGGGUGGUGGCCCAUUUAACAGGGUUUCUAGCGGUCAUCUUAGACGGCAAAGCGGCGGUGGCGAAGGAAACGUUAUGGAGCCUGUGUCAUCGCCAGGCAAGCAGUACACAUUCAGCCAAGAUCAAUUCAUACAGAUGCGCCAGGUAGCGCUAAGUCGCUUAAAUGAUCAAGAAGUCCCGCUAAUUCACGUUGCCCGGCGUGCGGGAUGGUAG